UUGGCUGUCUUGUUCAUACUGUACAAUAUCCUUACUACUGUAUAUCUCUUCUCAGGGUUAUGCUGGUGAAGCAGUUCAUUCCACUUUGCAAAAACUCAUACUUCAAGUGCCUGAUGCAAAAAAGCUUGCCAAAUAUUGGGUAUGCCAGAUGCGCCUUGAACAGUUUCGUUCCACUGAAAAGGUGCUUGGUAUUUAUGAAAGUGCCAUUCUAGCAGGAGCACAGCCAAAGGAUGAAUUACGUCAUGCGUUAGCUGAUGCUAUGAAGGCUACAACAAAUCUAAGAAAAUCUGAUGAAGAAUGUGUGAGGAAAGAAAUCACUCAAAAUGAUGAGGCAA
Sceloporus undulatus (fence lizard) is the source of this 335-nucleotide messenger RNA. Its product is annotated as cytoskeleton-associated protein 2-like. The annotation marks the transcript as partial. Gene Ontology annotation, cellular component: microtubule cytoskeleton. Gene Ontology annotation, biological process: negative regulation of microtubule depolymerization. The transcript has 3 exons. Lineage: Eukaryota; Metazoa; Chordata; Lepidosauria; Squamata; Phrynosomatidae. The record is from RefSeq and is a predicted model, not a curated record.